GGGUGCGAAAGUAAGUUUAAAACAACAUCCAAACAUUUUUUUUGCGGCAAUUUAUUGCGAAAAAGCAUUCUUAAGUUAUAGAAAAGAAAUAAAAGACAUCAACUUUCGUAGACAAAAACUCAUAACUCUAUUAUCAUGACUGACAAUUGGAAUAAAGCUGCAGAAACUCAGGAACUAACUGAAAUUCAACGACUGAGUGAGGACAUCAAUGAAAUAGGAAUAAACAAUGAACAUAAACCUCCACCUGCAGAACUUGAUGAUAAUCCUGCUGAUGCAUCUUUGUUGAUGAAGAUCAUCCGAAAGGGUUUAAUCGAUACAAAGAACGAUCUGGAUAUUCAAAGAAAGGAUCCCAACUCACCAUUAUAUUCUGUUAAAUCAUUCGAGGCUCUCCACCUCAAACCCGAGCUCCUAAAAGGCGUGUAUGCAAUGGGAUAUAAUACUCCAUCGAAAAUUCAAGAAACAGCUUUACCAACUCUCAUCGCUGAUCCCCCACAAAAUAUGAUCGCACAGUCACAAUCAGGUACAGGAAAAACUGCAGCAUUCACCUUAGCAAUGUUAACUCGUGUCGACACAACAAAAGAUUAUCCUCAAGUUCUUUGUCUGAGUCCAACUUAUGAGUUGGCAAUUCAAACUGGUGAAGUUGCAGCACGAAUGGCAAAGUUUUGUCCUGACAUAAGCAUUCGCUAUGCCGUUCGUGGAGAGGAAAUCUCACGUGGUGAUAAACUUAAAGAUCAUGUCAUUAUCGGAACACCAGGAAAAGUUUUAGAUUGGUCGCUGAAAUUUCGAGCUUUCGACUUGUCAAAAAUCAUCGUUUUCGUUCUUGACGAAGCUGAUGUUAUGAUUGCACAACAAGGACAUCAAGAUCAAUGUAUUCGCUUGCAAAAACAUCUUUCAAAGAAAUGUCAAAUGAUGUUGUUUUCAGCAACAUACGAAAAGAAAGUCAUGGAUUUCGCUGAAUUUAUUGUUCCAUCUCCAAUUACAAUUCGAUUGAAAAAGGAAGAAGAAGUGUUGGAUAACAUCAAGCAGUAUUAUGUGAAAUGUCGUGGUCAGGAUGACAAAUAUCGAGCGAUUGCAAAUAUUUAUGGUGUAAUCACCAUUGGUCAAGCAAUCAUAUUCUGUCAUACUCGUAAAACCGCUGGCUGGCUUGCUGGAAAGAUGUCAAAUGAAGUUGGAAGUGAAUCUGUUGGGGUUCUGUCUGGUGAUCUUACAGUCGAACAACGAUUAGCUGUGUUGGAUAGAUUCCGUGAAGGUCAUCAAAAAUGUCUCAUUACAACAAAUGUCUUAAGUCGUGGCAUUGACAUCGAUCAAGUGAAUAUUGUCGUGAACUUUGAUCUUCCAAUCGAUCAACAGGGAAAUGCUGAUUGUGAAACUUACUUACAUCGUAUUGGACGUACAGGUCGUUUCGGAAAACAUGGAAUUGCAAUCAACUUAAUUGAUUCUGAACAAUGCAUGCGAAUUUGUCGUGACAUUGAAAAACAUUUCGGCAAGAAAAUUAUGUUGCUUGAUGCUGAAAACUCUGAUGAGAUUGAAAAGAUUGGAACUUAAGCAAUUCAAUUUAUGAUUUUUUUUCUCUAAUAAUUUUAUAAGAAACUUAAGCGGUCAUAUUCAUUUCAACCUUUUUUAUCAUCAUGCAAUAUGAUCUACAAAAAUUAUUCAAAACAUUCUCAAAACCACAUAAAUGAAAAAUAUUUGUUUCUUCCUUCUUUAGAAUUGAUUCAAAAAAGAUUGAAAAGGCUUUUUAAAUUCUGUAAAAUAAUUUUCAAUCACAUAAGAUUUGUGAAGCUUUUUGCAAAUUUUAAAGAAAUUAUUUAAUAAAAUAUGAAUUCUAAGAAAAUCU
Molecule: messenger RNA, 1837 nt
Organism: Clunio marinus
Lineage: Eukaryota; Metazoa; Arthropoda; Insecta; Diptera; Chironomidae
Source: the annotation of a GenBank genome assembly